Ictalurus punctatus (channel catfish) is the source of this 3910-nucleotide messenger RNA. RefSeq names its product free fatty acid receptor 2. Gene Ontology annotation, cellular component: plasma membrane. Gene Ontology annotation, biological process: G protein-coupled receptor signaling pathway; cellular response to fatty acid. The coding region runs from base 1165 to 2145 and encodes 326 amino acids. Gene Ontology annotation, molecular function: G protein-coupled receptor activity. The record is from RefSeq and is a predicted model, not a curated record. The transcript has 3 exons. Lineage: Eukaryota; Metazoa; Chordata; Actinopteri; Siluriformes; Ictaluridae.
GGGGAUCAAAUACUUCUUUCCCUCACUGUACAUUCGGACAAAUAAAAUAAAAACAAUUCUUAGUUAAAAACAGGCAAGAAACAAGGAAAACAAACAAGGGUCAAAACAAGGAAGCUACAGAAUUAGACAUAUGUUUUGAUAUAUGUAAACCAAGGCUAGUAUUUAACGCUAGCAGUGCAUGGGAACACUUUGUGCCGAAUAAUGACAAAGGAUAUAAAAAGGCAAACGAAUUAUGAAAUAACACAGUACAGGUGAACACACUGGAGUAGCAAAUUAAUGACAGGACAGGGGUGGAGACAGGACUAAAAUAGAAACCAAAACAAACAUGAGCAUGUAGCAUUUAUCACCGUGGAAACCAAAGUGUACAGAGAGAAUCUGUGACAAUUGUAUAUUAGUUCAUAAACUAACAAUUUCACAUGGGCUUAACGUGCAAAAAAAGAGGAGUAUAAAAAACAAACAAACCCCAACAUCACUACACAGCUCUGUCGCCCGUCGUUUUGUGUCAUUUGUACUUUGAUUGGGCAAUGUGUGCUGCAUCUCUCUACUUUUAGUUUCUCCUUCAAAGCCAUUGAAAAGGAGGAAAAGGAGGACGACAGAGUAAAUAAUCCACCUCGUUCGCGUUAAUUACAACCGCAAGGCAAUAACAAUUUGUGUUCUUGUGUUUUCUAGUCCUUUCCAGUCUUCUCUGAAUCUUGUCUAGUUUUAAUGAAGGACUUCUGUGUAUUUUUAUUAUUUCAGUUUGUGCACAAACCCUGCAGGUGAACAUAUGCAGCAUAAUUAUAGUGUAUUAAAGUGUUUGAGUGGUGUAAGUACUGUAAGAAAUGUGUUCUUCAGAUCUUUCAUUAAAUUGGUGAAGAUUUGCUGAACGAAUUAUAAAUGUAACAUUAAUGUAAUAUAACACUGCACUUUUUUUUUUUUCUUCAAAUGUUGCUUCCUACAUGGAAAUUGUCUUAAAAAAAAAGUUUAAGGUUACUAUAAUAACACAGCUGGUUUGCAAAUGAGAUUGUAGUGUCACUGAAGAGCAUUUGAGUGCUGUGACCACAUCAGAGACUAUCACAGCUCAGCUGAGGCACCAGGAAAGAGAUUUAAAGUGGUUGAGGGGGCGUGUCUACAUCAGAGACUAGAACUUCACAGCUCAGCUGAAGAUUAUCUAAAAUAGUCACCAUGCUGUGGACAAGAGAGCUUAGCUAUUCUGUCCUGGUUGUCGACAGCAUCACCCUGAUCACCGGUCUUCCUGCCAACCUGCUGGCUCUCUACACGUUUAUCCGAAAGGUGAAACAGCGUGCUACGCCUCUAGACGUGCUCUUGCUCAGCCUUACCACAUCUGACCUUCUCUUCCUCUUAUUCCUCCCGUUGCGUAUAAAAGAGGCGGCCAACAUGAAAUGGACUCUGAGCUCCUUCCUUUGUCCACUCUCGGGAUUCAUCUACUUCAGCACCAUCCACAACAGCACCUUGCUUUUAACGGCUAUCAGUGUGGAGCGCUAUCUAGGAGUAGCCUUCCCCAUCAAAUACAAACUGAAGCGAAAUCCUCGAUAUGCCGUGAUCGCCAGUGUCAUGUUCUGGGUGCUUUCCAUGGGCCACUGCAGUAUAGUAUACAUUGUGGAGUACCAUAAACACAGCAAUAACACCCUCAAAGAUCUGUCCAACAGGUCCUCCUGCUACAAAGAGUUUACCAAGGAACAGCUGGAUCUGCUCUUACCUGUCCGUUUUGAGCUGUUCAUCGUCCUGUUCUGCAUUCCUUUUCUAAUCUGUUGCUUCUGCUACAUCAACUUCAUCAUUAUCCUCUCUCGCUUACCUAACUUCAACCCUCAGAAACGCUCCAGGGCCAUUGGGCUUGCUCUGGUCACCCUCCUGGUUUUCAUCAUCUGCUUUAUACCGUUCAAUGUGUCCCAUGUGGUGGGUUUUGUUGUAUGGUACAGUCCACCCUGGAGAGUCUACACAGUAUUACCCAGCACCUUCAAUGCCUGCUUGGAUCCCUUUAUCUUUUAUUUCUCUUCAUCAGCAGUUCGGGAGACCUUCCAUGACAUAAUGCAACGGUUCCUCAAUUGGCUAAACCGUUCCUUUGGUCAGAAAUGCAGCUGUCUGCAAUUAGGCCGCUCUUCUGCUUAUGAGGAGAGAACACAGAGUUCCAAUGAUACGAUAUAGAGUCGUACAAUUGUCGAUGAGCAGUAUAAUUUAACCCUGAUUACACAGUCAGAUGUGUGUCUAGGGGCGAUUUCACAUUUUAAACCCCCAGAAGGAUUUCCAAUAGCUUUUGGUGGAUGGUUCACACAACACACAUGAAUGAUAUACCAUUGUUUUUCAAAGUAAUUGCACACGAUAAUGACGUUCAUAACAGGUAAUCGUGACAUUCCAAUAUACGGUAUAUAACCACCCAAAAUGUCAAACGAAUCAGACCUUUCGUUUGUUAAUCACAUGUUUCCUACCAGCUGAGGAACUGGAUUAACCAACCAGGAUCAUGCUUUUUCUGUUUAAGAGAAAGCCAGGUAGUAGGUUGCAUGGUGGCUUAGUGGUUAGCAUGUUUGUCUCGCGUGUCUUGAGUUAGGGGUUUGGAGUUUGCAUGUUCAGAAUUUGUGGUAGUGUGCUUCAGGGGUUUUCUCCUGCUACUCCAGUUUCCUCCCCCAUUCCAAAGACAUGCACUGUAGGCUGAAUGGCAUUUCCAAAUUGUCCAUGGUGUGUGAGUGUGUUAGCACCCUAUCCAAGGUUACCCACGCCUUGUGCCCCGAGUUCCCUAAGAUAGUCUUCAUGUUGGUUGGAUGGAUGAAUGGAUAGUCAGUUUAUUACCCUAGCUAAGCUGAGAGCCAAUCAAAUGCUGGAGGUGCAAUGCAGGAGGAAAAAAAAAGAAGGUUUGAUUUUUUUUAGGUAAAUUACAAAUUUCCCCUUAUUACUAGCAUGUUAUUUUGAUCAUUUCCAGUGGAACUGUCAUAAAGGUAAUUAAAUUCCUAUCCACACUGAUAUUAUUAAUAUGAAAUGAUUGAUUGACUGUACAUUCUGGCUUAAAUAAUUACAUGACAAUUAAGAACACCACCACUGCUUCUACUAUUGUCUGGCAUCCACCCAAAUGCAUAGCAUAUUUCUCCACCCCACCUUGAAAUGAAUUCCUGGCUACACCACUGAGACAGUUUGCCCUCUACGGUACCCUCUACUCACCUGCUCAGAACUGUGUUCUCCUUUACAAUCAGUAUUAGUUGAGCAGUAAUGCAGAACUUUUUAGCUUUUUGAUGUUUUGCUUCUACAAAAACUGUUAUUUUGAAUUACUUGCUAUAGUUUAUAUUGUUAAUAUGCUUGUUUUUGAUAACUUUUGAAAAAAAAAAAGUGCCUCAAUGUUUUUGCAUUUCUAAAGACUUUUCUGAAUGUUUUAUUUUUUAAUGAUUUAUGUGUCUAAUUGAGUAUAUGAUUAUUAUUCCUGAGGGAUCAGUGUCCAUGAUGAGUUUAGAAUUACCAUCUGUCAUUAAUUCUGCUUUCUUUGAAAUGUGACUCAACUGUCUAGACACUUUCACUGUGUAUAAAAUUGAGCAUGUUCUUGAAAAAGUUAUCAGGAAUUACUUUUCAAAGGUUAAUCAUGACAGCUGUGUCAAGGAGAGAAUAUUGUCAAACCAUGAGAUAGUCUUAUCUUUAAAAACAAAUAAAGGAUAAAAUGAUCUACUUUUAUAGUUACAUGUGACACACAGAGAAAGGCACUCAAAGUGUGAGAAAGUACAGUGUCAGAGGUAAUGGCUGAACACUUUGGAACCACAGGAAGGUGAGGAGAAAGAAAUACACAUGGCCCAUUACCACAGUGUGUGACGUAAAAUGGCAGCUCUAUUUUUUGUGCUAUUUCCACUUACCACUUACCACUUACUUUUUUCUAGCCACUUUCAGUUUGCAUCAUAGUUCUUUGAAAUGUUAUUUGAAUAAAUACGUCAAGCCA